Brassica napus (rape) is the source of this 791-nucleotide messenger RNA. Its product is annotated as kxDL motif-containing protein 1. Gene Ontology annotation, cellular component: BORC complex. The transcript has 4 exons. Lineage: Eukaryota; Viridiplantae; Streptophyta; Magnoliopsida; Brassicales; Brassicaceae. The coding region runs from base 252 to 611 and encodes 119 amino acids. Gene Ontology annotation, biological process: lysosome localization. The record is from RefSeq and is a predicted model, not a curated record.
AGAAAAUGUUGCUAGUAGUAGGUGAGAUUUCGAACCGGAAAUUUGAAUAAUCUAAACCGAACCGGAUAAAACCGAGUUCUAAACCUUUUCGAUAGAAACCGAAUCAAAUCAAAUCAAAUCCCUAGCAGAAAACAAGAGUUGUACAACAAAUCUCGCACUUGCUUCGAUCACUGGGUAGAUCAAGAAAGUUCUCUGAUCGUUUUUGAUAGCUGGGAGACUUUGAAUAUCAAAACUCUGAUUCAGGAGAGACGAUGGAAGAACCAAUAAGAGAAGCUUCGCAACAAGUCUCUGAAGAAUUCAAAACUCUUGUUGAUGCACAAGAUCUCAAUUCCCUCAGACACUUGCAGCACCUCAUAUUGGGGAGGCUACAGGAUAGCAAUGCAGUUCUCUCCCAUUACAACGACUUUGCUGAGAGUUGCUUCGCUGACGUGUCAUUGGAGUUCUCUAGGAACACUCGUCUUUUGAAAUCCAUGAAAGCUGAUCUUGAUUACAUCUUCUUGAAACUAAGGAGCAUAAAAAGUAAGAUUAUGGCUACAUAUCCAGACGCAUUUCCAGAUGAGUCCACUAGUGAUGCUUUUGAUCGAAGACCCGAUCUUGAGCUGCCUCAGUAACUAACUAAGCAUUCACAAUACGAAAGAAACACCUUUUUCUCUUUGUUGCUUCUUGACAGAGAACUCCUCGUUUUUCAUUACCUUUAUCAUGUAAAGUACCCAUCCUUAGAUAUUAAGAACCUAACAGCAAAACUAAUUCAAAACUGGUCUUUUUAGUGUAGUAGUAUUAUUUCCUCGCCA